Ziziphus jujuba (common jujube) is the source of this 1230-nucleotide messenger RNA. RefSeq names its product 2-methylene-furan-3-one reductase. The coding region runs from base 89 to 1048 and encodes 319 amino acids. Gene Ontology annotation, molecular function: oxidoreductase activity, acting on the CH-CH group of donors, NAD or NADP as acceptor; zinc ion binding. NCBI's taxonomy places the organism in Eukaryota, Viridiplantae, Streptophyta, Magnoliopsida, Rosales, Rhamnaceae. The record is from RefSeq and is a predicted model, not a curated record. The transcript has 4 exons.
GAGGACAAAGAGACGGAUAUGAUUCAUCUUGACUUAGCUGGGUAUCUAACCUCUCUGUAAAAGGUUUGUCCUUCUUCCGAAUCCAUUCAUGGCUGAACCAAUAAUACCCUCAGUACACAAGGCUUGGAUCUAUCAAGAGUAUGGAAAAUCAUCAGACGUGUUGAAGUUGGAUGAAAAUUUCCCAGUUCCACAAGUGAAGGAAGAUGAGGUGCUGAUCAAGGUUGUCGCAGCUUCAGUUAACCCAGUUGAUUUCAAGAGGAUGCUUGGUUCCUUCAAAGAUAAAGACACUCCUUUCCCUGUUGUUCCAGGACACGAUGUUGCUGGGGUAGUGGUAAAGGUAGGAAGCAAAGUGAACAAAUUCAAGGUUGGUGAUGAAGUCUAUGGAGAUAUCGCUGAGAAAGCUUUGGACGAACCCAAGCAGUUCGGAACUUUGGCUGAAUACACGGCGGUUCAAGAGAAAGUAUUGGCUUUGAAACCCAACAAUCUGAGUUUUGUAGAAGCUGCUAGCAUUCCUCUUGCUAUCGAGACAGCUUAUGAAGGCUUUGAACGAGCUCAACUCUCUGCUGGUAAAUCUGUUCUCAUUCUUGGAGGUGCCGGCGGAGUUGGAACCUUGGCUAUUCAGCUGGCUAAGCAUGUUUUUGGAGCAUCCAGAGUGGCAGCAACAGCAAGCACCACCAAACUAGACUUGUUGAGGAGCUUAGGUGCUGAUUUGGCCAUUGAUUACACUAAAGAGAAAUAUGAGGAGCUUCCUGAGAAAUUUGAUGUCGUAUUCGAUGCGGUUGGGGAAGGUGAGCGACCUGUGAAGGCAGCGAAAGAAGGUGGGAAAAUAGUUUCGAUAUGGUUUCCUAUAGCUCCACCCACUGAAUUAUUUAUUGUGACUUCAACCGGAACUUUUUUGGAAAAGCUGAAGCCUUACUUGGCAAGUGGAAAGGUGAAGCCAGUGCUUGAUCCCAAAACUCCUUUUCCAUUUUCAAAGACUGUGGAGGCACUUUCCUAUCUUGAAACUUCCAGAGCUAUUGGAAAGAUAGUUGUGUACCCUAUCCCAUGAUCAUGACUAGGAAAAAUGUCAAAAACCCUUGUACCUUUAAGGUUUCCCUCGGAAUGGUUAGAUCUUAUUUCGAAUUUGAAGGAAUAUGAUUAAAUUAUAACUUCUGCUAAAUUUCCUGUAGUUAAAUUUCUUAAUAUGCACUUCUUUUAAGUUCAAAGUUUUAAUAAAAUGGUAAUUUAACA